AUGAAAUUGGCAAGGAAAUGUCCACAUUCUGCUCAUAUCUAUCUAUCUAUCUAUGUAAUUUUAGUCUGCUCAUAUCUAUCUAUCUAUCUAUUUAAUUUCAGUCUGUUCAUAUCUACCUAUGUAUAUAUCUAUCUAAUUUUUGUCUGCUCAUAUCUAUCUAUCUAUCUAUCUAUUUCAUUUCAGCCUGCUCAUAUCUAUCUAUCUAUCUAUCUAUCUAUCUAUCUAUCUAUCUAUCUAAUUUUAUCUGCUCAUAUCUAUCUAUCUAUCUAUCUAUCUAAUUUUAGUCUCCUCAUAUCUAUCUAUCUAUCUAUCUAUCUAUCUAUCUAUCUAAUUUUAGUCUGUUCAUAUCUAUCUAUCUAUCUAUCUAUCUAUCUAAUUUUAGUCUGCUCAUAUCUAUCUAUCUAUCUAUCUAAUUUUAGUCUGCUCAUAUCUAUCUAUCUAUCUAUCUAUCUAUCUAUCUAUCUAUCUAUCUAUCUAUCUAUCUAUACAUUUAAUUUCAGUCUGCUCAUAUCUACCUAUGUAUAUAUCUAUUUCAUUUCAGUCUGCUCAUAUCUAUCUAUCUAUCUAUCUAUCUAUCUAUCUAUCUAUCUAUCUAAUUUCAGUCUGCUCAUAUCUAUCUAUCUAUCUAUCUAUCUAUCUAUCUAUCUAUCUAUCUAA
Messenger RNA from Acanthosepion pharaonis, 657 nucleotides. The record is from the annotation of a GenBank genome assembly. NCBI's taxonomy places the organism in Eukaryota, Metazoa, Mollusca, Cephalopoda, Sepiida, Sepiidae.